ACAUCAUGGGAUCUACACGUCCUAGUGUGUACUGAAAUAUCAUAUGCUUUGGGGCUGAUACAUUGUAAGCUGGUGUCAGAUAACUACUCAUGUCAUUGAGCGUGAAUGUUGACAUGGGAGAUGUAUUCGAUGGAACGUUACGUGAACAUCAUAUCAUGUGCGUGUUUUUAUUUCAUAAGAUAGAAAAACAGGACAGAAGCAUAUACUAGUUUAACUGUCAUCUUUCAGUGGGAAACCGAUCAACCCGGGCAAGAAUGGCGUCCUUCAUUAAGGUAUUACGGCAGCUUCUAAUCCUGGUACUUGUCCUCGCUUCCGGCAUGUUGGUCUGGAAUUUCGAUCGCCUAACUACCAGCAGAAAAUACCAGCAUUAUCGGAAAGCCUUAUCUUGGAAAUUAACAAAUGAUACGAAAAGCAAUUUGACCGACGUUCAAUAUUUAAAAAUUGAUACAGGAAACUGGUCAGCGUUCCCGUACCCUUUGAAUGUCGAUAUGGUUGAGCUCGUGCGAAAACUGAAGUCAAAUAUACCCGUGGAACACAAACCUUUAUUUGUAUACCAAUACAACUUUAAGCACUACCGCAUAGACAAAUGUGUUGAUGGUUCGCCAUUUUUUAUAUUUCUCAUCAAAUCCGCUGUUAACAAUGUGAAAAACAGGGUGGCGAUCAGAGAAACCUGGUCACACUCAAGUCUGAUGGAAAAAUAUAACAGCGUGAGAUUGUUUCUGGUCGGAACCCCAGACACACAGCUUAAACGAUCGGCUGUAGAGGAAGAAAAUGACCUCCAUAAAGACAUUAUCAUAAUGUCAUUUCGUGACAGUUACCAUAACAACACAUUAAAGACAAUCGGAGCGAUUCAUUGGACCGUACAGCACUGUAACCGUUCUAAGUUUGUAGUUUUUGUCGAUGACGAUAUGCUGGUAUCUACUACACGUUUGGUGACGUUUUUAAAAAACGAAGCGAAUUUGAGCACUUUUUUUGGAGGGUAUAUAUCGAAGCAUCGAGCUGUUAGAAAUAAAAAGUCUAAAUGGUAUGUGUCUCAAAAGGACUACCCCCAUGUUUCGUAUCCUCCAAUGCCUUCAGGUGGAUUUAUGAUCACGACCAUGAACUUUGUAAUCGACUUACACAUCGCUUCGCAGUUCACAAAAAGAUUUAUUCUAGACGACUGUUAUCUUGGAAUUCUGGCCUAUAAACUUCAUGUUAAACCUGUGUACAUCCGUUCUGUGUAUGUUGUACCUAUACAUAAUAGCAGCAGGUUGUUUAACACUAAACUUAUAGCAGCACAUGGGUAUAAUCCCCCCAGUCUUAAAAGUGCAUGGAAAGCAUUGCAAAUAAAAUUUCAUCCGUAGCAUUUAAUCAAGUUAACAAGUCUUGGUGAAUAUCGGUUAUAAAGUAUUUACUAACUGACUUAUCUGAAGACGUUUCAUUUGUCGAUCAAUACAAUACUGAUAUUACAUUUUGCAUAGUUACCAGAAAAAAAUUCGGCCAAGUAACACAGUGUGAUGGAUCGAAGCAGUGCGAUUCGACCAACACCGUUAUGCCAUACAAGGAAACAUUGUACAUAACUAUUAUAAUUUAUGUAUGGCCUUUAACAAAGUGCGUCAUAUUUAGACAAGGAAAGACCUGUAACACACACAAAAGAAUACAAUGGAUACGUUUGACAACACAUUAACCUGAACAAAGACGCGAGUAUAUAAGACGGUAAAUUACAAAUGAACAAUGACAAUGCAAACAUUACUUUGCCAGAGUUACCAGGGCUGCUAUGGAUGUGUAUCGGCUCCUAUGAGCCCUGGAGAGGAAUUGAUGGAGAGAGUUGGAUGGGUUCGUGACAGGAACUCUGGUCUGCCCGGGCAUUCCGUUCAUACUGCUCUCCCUAUUCAACCAAUCACACGCGCAGGUACAUACUGACAUGUACUUGUGUAAUAAUUAAAAUGUUUGACACGUGUUAUAUGAUGUGUAAGUGCAUUGAACUUAGUACACAUGAGGUACAAGGUUACAUGGGCUACAUUAUUACGAGGGUACACGCCAUGUUCUGUAACGGUACUUAACCUGUAGUGUUAGCUUGCUUGGUAUGUUAAAUUGCUUAAUUAAUUAAUCCUGGCCUAGUUCCAAGGUCACGAAUGGGAGAUGUUUCCUAACAGCAUUGGAAACCAUUUGAGCGAUACGCUUUCAACAGACUUUUUAAUGUUUGAUACAUUAAUGUUAUUGAUAAAA
Messenger RNA from Mizuhopecten yessoensis (Yesso scallop), 2208 nucleotides. Its product is annotated as beta-1,3-galactosyltransferase 5-like. Gene Ontology annotation, molecular function: hexosyltransferase activity. The coding region runs from base 255 to 1343 and encodes 362 amino acids. Lineage: Eukaryota; Metazoa; Mollusca; Bivalvia; Pectinida; Pectinidae. The transcript is spliced from 2 exons. Gene Ontology annotation, cellular component: membrane. The record is from RefSeq and is a predicted model, not a curated record.